UUGGAUAUUUCCACCUUGCUCUCUCAAGAAAACACCCUCAAAUUUAUUUUCCUUCCCUUGUCUUUCCUGAAAACCAAACAAUCACGUCCACUGCUUCCCUUAAUUAUCUCCAAUUUCUUCUCUGACUCCGAUCCGCUUCUCUUUCCAUUUCAAAAAAAAAAAAUAUUUUUUUUCUCCAAAAAUUAAGCUACCAUGGGAGAAGAAGUGAAAAUGAGUGAAUACGAAAUCAACGAUGGUGAAGAUAACAUCAACGGAGACGAUGAAAGAGUUGCAGUGUGGGAGAUAGGAUUACCUACACCUGAUGAUCUAACUCCCUUAUCACAAACGUUGAUUCCACCUGAACUUGCUUCGGCCUUCAGUAUCUCCCCUGAGCCUCAGCGUACUCCACUCGAUGUCAACCGCGCUUCUCAGACCACUCUCUCCAAUCUCCGCGGUCAAUUAAACGCCUUAUCGUCUAUUAACUUCAAGUCGUUCAACGAAACGACAGGUCAAACGCACGACCCUGUUGUAGUUGAUUUAGAUAAUAAAACCGGAGCGGUGGAUCGGGACGGGUCUGGAUCCGAAGCGAGGAAGUUGAGGAGGGUUGAUUCGGAAGAGGAAGAUUCAGCUUUGAGGACCGAGAAUUCGGUGGAAGACCCGUCUUCUGCGGCGGCGAGGACUUUGAAACGGCCACGGCUCGUGUGGACCCCUCAGUUGCAUAAGAGGUUUGUUGACGUGGUCGGCCACUUAGGGAUUAAAAACGCGGUUCCGAAAACGAUUAUGCAGUUGAUGAAUGUUGAAGGUUUGACUCGCGAGAAUGUAGCCAGUCAUUUGCAGAAGUACCGGCUUUAUUUGAAGAGGAUGCAGGGGCUGUCGAGUGAAGGACCUUCUGCUUCUGAUCAGUUGUUUGCGUCCACUCCUUUGCCGCAGAGUUUUCCCGAGAGUAGCGGCGGCGGCGGAAAUGGGAAUUUUGGAAUCCCAAUUCCGAUGCCUUAUCAUCACCCUGCCACGGCGGGUGGGAUGAUGCCAAUGCCAGUAUAUGGACAUAUGGGGAUGCAAAUGGGGAAUAACAACGGUCAUCAUAAUAGUAGUGAUAACCACCAGCAUCACCAAGUUAGUAUUAAUGGUCAUCAAAACGGGUAUAAUGGAAAUGUUGCUCAUGGUCAUAUGUUUCAGCAGAGGGAUUGGAAUGGGAAUCAUUAUGGUUCAUACACGCAUCAUCCUCAUCAAGUUGCACCUAAUGACAACAUGUGAUGUUGGGAGGAGAUAUUUAUUUUUUGGCACGCUAUAGAGAAAGAGAAAAAAGAGGUUAGUGCAUCCAUCCUCUCCAGUGUCUUCCACUAUCAUGCCUGCAGAUAUACUUCCUUAAGAUGAUAAUAACAAAACAUUAUGCUUACAGUUCGUGCAUCCACAAACCCCUUGGCUGAUAAUACUUGUUAUAACUGGGGGAGUGACAGUCGAAUAUUGAUGGUCCGUAUGCAUGUUAGCAUCACUGUUAACAAAAAAUAAAAAAAUAAAAAUUCAAGCUUUUUCAUGACUACUUAAUACUUCCAUUGUCAUGACCCUUAAUCUGAAAGAGCUUAUUUCGAAGAUGAGGGAAAAAAAAAACUUGCUAGUUGAAAUAUAUGUUAAUUUGCACCCUUGUACUGAAGUAGGCCCGUCUAUAGAUGCUGGGAGGUGCAUUUUGCUGCAUCCGUCGCCGUCCUACCUUCGUCUCAAAACUUUUAGGUCUGCCAAUCAGCCUAUGUAUUUUGAAUGAUGUUUUUUAUACAUUUGGGUUUACAAUUCAUUUUCCCCUCUCUUUUGUCCUUUCGAUUCUAUUUUGCAUAAUGUUGUUAUGUGAUGGUUUAUGUGCAGAUCGAUUUAGUAUGGUUAGAAUUUUGCUUUUCUUUUUCUAUGACACAAGUCAAUCAGGUACCAAAAAAGAAAAGAAAAAAGCUUUUUCCAGCAAAAAAUAAGGUAUUUAUAUUUCAUGAUUUGAUGCAGUACUUAUGCUGGAGUGAUCGUUAAUCAUUUUCUUUUAUUUUUCUUGUAUUGAGAAUGAAUUAUAUAGCCGACUAGCCGUAUCUUGCCAAGUAGUGCGAUCUCUUUGAGCUGAUUUUGAUGCCCUUUGAUUCAGACUUGCACUAACUUUGAACUUGCAGGUUUGUAGCCUACCUUUGUUUCAAUAAGGUCCCCAUUACAGAUUCUGGAGAUUGAGCAACCUGAUGUAACUCUUGUGAGUUGCUGAUACUUCCGCUUUUCACAGACAUUAGAGGGUUCGCAGGAAGAAAUGCGUGGAGGCAUAUCCAAGACAUUAGAGGGUUCGCAGGAAAACUUUGCAAUCCUUCUUUGAAUAUAUCUCUAACUGUGGUUACCUGAUGGCAGCCGGAAUCUCACAUAUUACUUAUUGCCACUUCCACAUUGAUAAGUCAUAGCUUACAUUCUUAACUAGUUCUUCAAUUGAUAAAUGCUAUUUUUUUUUUUGUAUUAUUGGAUAUGUUGAACUUUCUUUUAGGGUAACAUAGCAAAUCUUUAAAGGAACGCUACGCAAAGUCAGCCUGUCAGCUUUACCUUUUUACCUCUCUGUUUUUACCUCUAAUUCUUAUUCAUUUCUAGUUGUCUUGAAAGUUUGCUGAUUAUCGAACUUAGUAGCUGCGUGUACUUGUAUUAACGCUGAAAAAUUGAACUUUUAUUGGAAGCCUUUUUAAAUUUUGGUGGAAA
This is a messenger RNA of Populus euphratica (Euphrates poplar), 2682 nucleotides long. Its product is annotated as transcription factor LUX. Gene Ontology annotation, molecular function: DNA binding; DNA-binding transcription factor activity. Gene Ontology annotation, biological process: regulation of DNA-templated transcription. Bases 193 to 1233 code for a protein of 346 amino acids. Gene Ontology annotation, cellular component: nucleus. The record is from RefSeq and is a predicted model, not a curated record. Lineage: Eukaryota; Viridiplantae; Streptophyta; Magnoliopsida; Malpighiales; Salicaceae. The transcript is spliced from 2 exons.